Octodon degus (degu) is the source of this 2252-nucleotide messenger RNA. RefSeq names its product transcription factor MafB-like. The record is from RefSeq and is a predicted model, not a curated record. Gene Ontology annotation, molecular function: RNA polymerase II cis-regulatory region sequence-specific DNA binding; DNA-binding transcription factor activity, RNA polymerase II-specific; zinc ion binding. NCBI's taxonomy places the organism in Eukaryota, Metazoa, Chordata, Mammalia, Rodentia, Octodontidae. Bases 347 to 1675 code for a protein of 442 amino acids. Gene Ontology annotation, biological process: regulation of myeloid cell differentiation; regulation of transcription by RNA polymerase II. The transcript has a single exon. Gene Ontology annotation, cellular component: nucleus.
UGUGCCUAUAGGCCUCAGAGCUCAGGCCAAGUAGAAAGGAUGAACCAGACUCUAAAGUCCACUUUGGUUAAAUUCUCUUUAGAAACUGGCGAAAACUGGGUGAGUCUCCUUCCCUUUGCCCUUCUAAGGGCCAGAUGUACCCCCUAUGUCUCUAAAAUUUGCCUUUUCGAGGCAUUGUUUGGGAGACCUCCUCCACUUUUGCCUCGCUUGCCAGAAAAAAGAUUGCUGAGAUUGCUAACCAAGAUCUCAUUAAGUCCCUCCAGGUCCUCUAGCCGGUGCUUGCUUCCAUCCACCGGGUCUGAAGACAACAACACCCCCACAGCUGGCACCCCAGACGAGUCUUCUGAUGAACCAAAUGUGUGUCAACUGCGGGGCCAUGUCCACGCCACAGUGGAGACAAGACGGAAAGGGACGCUGCCUAUGUAAAGCCUGCAGCCUCUACCCCCUCAUCACCCGGCUUCUCGUGGAGCCUCGGGACAAACGGCCACAGCCCCGGAGCUCUGGGGCAACACGGACAGCCUCGGAACUCUCCAGCACACCGCCGCGUCCCCAGACAAAGACUUGGCCAGCGGCCCCAGCCCGCUGCGCGCUUAGCUCCGCGCCUCCCCUGCUGGCAGCUCUUCGCCCCCGCGCUUGGCUCGGCGCACCUUGGCGGGCCGCAAAGUUUCCCCGGCAGCAGCGGCGGCUGAUGGCCGCGGAGCUGAACAUGCGGCCAGAGCUGCCCACCAGCCCGCUGGCCGUGGAGUACGUCAACGACUUCGACCUGCUCAAGUUCGACGUGAAAAAAGAGCCGCUGGGCGGUGCGGAGCGUCCGGAACGACCCUGCACACGCCUGCAGCCGGCCGGCUCCGUGUCGUCCACACCGCUCAGCACGCCAUGUAGUUCGGUUCCCUCUUCGCCCAGCUUCAGCCCGACUGAACAGAAGCCCCACCUCGAGGACCUGUACUGGAUGGCGAGCAACUACCAGCCGAUGAAUCCCGAGGCGCACAACGUGACGCCGGAGGAUGCGGUGGAGGCGCUCGUUGGCGCGCACCCGGUGCCACAGCCGCUGCAGAGCUUCGACGGCUUCCGAGGCGCGCACCGCCACCACCAUCACCACCACCACCCGCACCCGCACCGCGCGUACCCAGGUGCCGGCGUGGCCCACGAGGACCUGGGCCCCCACGCGUACCCGCACCAUCACCAUCACCACCAAGCGUCGCCCCCGCCGCCGCCGUCCAACGCCACCAGCCCCGCGCUACUGCAGCUGUCCAACAACCACCCCGGGCCAAGUCCGCACGCGGCAGCGGCGGCGGCCACGGUGGCCAGCGGCAGCGGCAGCGUGGAGGACGGCUUCUCCGACGACCAGCUCGUGUCAAUGUCAGUGCAGGAGCUGAACCGCCAUCUGCGGGGCUUCACCAAGGACGAGGUGAUCCGCCUGAAGCAGAAGCGGCGGACCCUGAAGAACCGGGGCUACGCCCAAUCGUGCAGGCAUAAACGCGUCCAGCAGAAACACCACCUGGAGAAUGAGAAGACGCAGCUCAUUCAGCAGGUGGAGCAGCUGAAGCAGGAGGUGUCCCGGCUGGCCCACGAGAGAGACGCCUACAAGGUCAAGUGCGAGAAACUCGCCAACUCCGGCUUCAGGGAGGCGGGCUCCACCAGCGACAGCCCCUCCUCUCCCGAGUUCUUUCUGUGAGGCGCGGCGGGUCCUAGCCCGCGCCCUUGUCCUGGCCCGGACUCCCUGUCCCGUGUUCCCAGCCCUGGACUUCCCUGGACCUUGUCCCUGGCUUCUGCCCACCGGCAGCGCUUCCAGCCGCUCAAGUACUGCCACCAACAAUGCUUUGUCUCCCACCCUUGAUUUCCAAAGCUGUACACCAUUCGGAGGUUAUAUCAAGGCUGGGAACUUAGUCCCAGUACAAAACAAACAAGUGAGUCAAACCCCCUUAAAAUCAGUGGGGAAUGUUAUACCCUGGCAAAAUUGACUCCAUUUUGUUGCCCUUCUAACCUCGCGGUGUUCCUGUUUUGUAUGCACCUACCCCUCCCAACUCCCUCACCCCUGUGACCCAAUGUACCCCAAAGCCUUAUCUUGAAAAACAGCUGUACCCCAAAUCCUGCUUUAUCUUGUGAACUCUGCGUGAUUACUGAUUUCAGCCCCCCCCCAACCCAAUGGGCCCACCCGGUGAACUCAUGACCUCAGCACCCCCCAUGGCCAACUCAGCACCCCACCCAACAGGACCACCCCAUGAACUAGUGACCCUGCCACUUCUUCCUCU